Messenger RNA from Lutra lutra (Eurasian river otter), 3295 nucleotides. It is a transcript of the gene ANO7, whose product is annotated as anoctamin 7. The coding region runs from base 91 to 2793 and encodes 900 amino acids. Gene Ontology annotation, biological process: calcium activated phospholipid scrambling; chloride transmembrane transport. The transcript is spliced from 24 exons. Gene Ontology annotation, cellular component: plasma membrane. Gene Ontology annotation, molecular function: chloride channel activity; protein dimerization activity. The record is from RefSeq and is a predicted model, not a curated record. NCBI's taxonomy places the organism in Eukaryota, Metazoa, Chordata, Mammalia, Carnivora, Mustelidae.
ACCACAAGGACUUGGUCCCUCCCAGUUCUCUGCCUAUGGGUCUGGCCCAGACUCCACUGCCCAGACCAGGCUGGUGCUAAAAGGUUGUCCAUGACCUCAGAGGCCUCUUCCAGAAGCCGCCAUGCCAGGAUCGGAAUGCCACGGAGGCUGGCCCGGGAGGAGGACAGCACCAUCCUGAUCGACAUGGUCCCCAGUGCCAAGAACGAGGACUCAUACGGGAGCACAGCCAGCACCUCACGGCUGAAUGGACACCAGGAGGCCGCCCGCAGGGUGGGGAGCCCUUCCAAGCCCCAAGUAGACUUUGUCCUUGUUUGGGAGGAAGACCUGAAGCUGGGUGAGCAACAGGACAGCACCACCAGGGACAAGACACAUGCAGCCUGGAGGGAGACCUUUCUGGAGAACCUCCAUGCAGCUGGGCUGUGCGUGGACCAGCGUACCAUGCAGGACGGGCCAGGCACUGUGCAUUACAUCCUCCUCAGCGCCCCCUGGGCCGUGCUCUGCUACUACGCAGAGGACCUGCGCCUCAAGCUGCCCCUGCAGGAGCUGCCCAACCAGGCCUCCAACUGGUCAGCGGGCCUGCUGGCGUGGCUGGGCAUCCCCAACAUCCUGCAGGAGGACGUGCCUGGUGUGCCCCCCGAGUACUACUCCUGCCAGUUCAAAGUGAGCAAGCUCUCAAGGUUCCUUGGGAGUGACAACCAGGACACCUUCUUCACCAGCACCAAGAGGCACCAAAUUCUGUUUGCCAUCCUGGCCAAGACCCCAUAUGGCCAUGAGAAGAAAGGCCUGUUUGGGAUUGACCAGCUACUGGCAGAGGGCGUCUUCACCGCGGCCUUCCCCCUGCAUGAUGGCCCAUUUAGGAACCCCCCGGAGAGCACACAGGCUGCAGGCCUCACCCAGAGGCAGAUCCUGUUCCAGUACUGGGCUCGCUGGCACAAGUGGUACAAGUGCCAGCCUCUGGACCACGUGCGCAGCUACUUCGGGGAGAAGGUGGCCCUCUACUUCGCCUGGCUAGGGUUCUACACGGGCUGGCUCCUGCCAGCAGCGGCAGUGGGCACUCUGGUGUUCCUGGUGGGCUGCUUCAUGGUGUUCUCAGAUGUGCCCACGCAGGAGCUGUGCAGUAGCGCGGAUAAUUUUGAGAUGUGCCCGCUCUGCCUCGACUGCCCAUUCUGGCUGCUGUCCAGCACCUGCAGCCUGGUCCAGGCCGGCCGGCUCUUCGACCACGGAGGCACCGUCUUCUUCAGCAUGUUCAUGGCGCUGUGGGCUGUGCUGCUCCUGGAGCACUGGAAACGCACGAGCGCCACGCUGGCCUACCGCUGGGGCUGCUCUGACUACGAAGACAUCGAGGAGAGGCCUAGGCCCCAGUUUGCUGCCUCGGCCCCCAUGACGGCCCUGAACCCCAUCACUGGGGAGGAGGAGCCCUACUUCCCGGAGAGGAGCCGCCUGCGCCGAGUGCUGGCGGGAUCUGUGGUGGUGGUGAUGAUGGUGGCUGUGGUCGUCAUGUGCCUCGUGUCCAUCAUCCUGUACCGGGCCAUCAUGGCCAUCCUCAUGUCCCGGUUGGACAACACCAUCCUCGCAGCUUGGGCCUCACGCAUUGCCAGCUUCACAGGGUCCGUGGUGAACCUGGUCUUCAUCCUCAUCCUCUCCAAGAUCUACGUGGCCCUGGCCCACAUUCUGACGAGAUGGGGCCCCUCCCCCUGUGCCCUAGAAAUGCACCGCACCCAGACCAAGUUUGAGGAUGCCUUCACCCUCAAGGUGUUCAUCUUCCAGUUUGUCAACUUCUACUCCUCUCCCAUCUACAUCGCCUUCUUCAAGGGCAGGUUUGUGGGAUACCCGGGCAACUAUCACACCUUGUUUGGGGUCCGCAAUGAGGAGUGUGCAGCGGGAGGCUGCCUCAUCGAGCUGGCGCAGGAGCUUCUGGUUAUCAUGGCGGGAAAGCAAAUCAUCAACAACGUGCAGGAGAUCCUUGUCCCGAAGCUACAGAGCUGGUGGCAGAAGUUCCGGCUGCGUUCCAAGAAGAGGAAGGCCGGGUCUCUGGAGGCGGCUGGCCAGGAACCCUGGGAGGCUGACUACGAGCUUCUGCCCUGUGAAGGCCUGUUUCAAGAGUACCUGGAAAUGGUGCUACAGUUCGGCUUCGUCACCAUCUUCGUGGCCGCGUGCCCGCUCGCGCCCCUCUUCGCGCUGCUCAACAACUGGGUGGAGAUCCGCCUGGAUGCGCGCAAGUUCGUCUGCCAGCACCGGCGCCCGGUGGCCGAGCGCGCGCAGGACAUUGGCAUCUGGUCCCACAUCCUGGCGGGCAUCGCGCACCUGGCGGUGGUCAGCAACGCCUUCCUGCUGGCCUUCACGUCCGACUUCCUGCCGCGUGCCUACUACCGGGGGACCCGCAAGGGCGACCUCCACGGCUACGUCAACUUCACGCUGGCGCGCGCCCCGCCCACCUUCGCAGCCGCGCACAACCGCACAUGCAGGUACCAGGCUUUCAGGGAAGAUGAUGGGCAGUAUUCUCCGACCUACUGGAAUCUUCUGGCCAUCCGCCUGGCUUUCGUCAUUGUGUUUGAGCAUGUGGUGUUCUCCAUUAGCCGGGUCCUUGACCUCCUGAUACCCGACAUUCCCGAGUCUGUGGAGGUCAAGGUGAAGCGGGAGUACUACCUGGCCAAGCAGGCACUGGCUGAGAAUGAGGCUCUCUCUGGAACAGAUGGAGCAAAGGACAACAGCUUCCUGGGCUCGGAGAAGAGUCUGGGCUCACAGCUUACAACGCCAGGAGUCGGCCAGGCCUCACCAGUCUCUUCUCUCUGAGGUCACGGGGUCACCUCAAGUCGGUAGCCGCAGCUGGAGGGCAGGGACUCCCGAGGCCCCAGAGCUAUCACAGGCUCGAUGCCCUGAGAGGCCACAGCUCACCUCCUGCCCCUUCUUGGCCCCAAGUGCUGUGACCUCGGUGACCCUGGGUCUCUGCUCAGGCACCUUACCUCCCAGGUGCUGGCUGGGGGCCCUCAAGGCCAGCUGACUGCAGCAAUAGCUGGAGCUGCUCCCUGGCCUCUCCCUCCCUCCCGGCCCCAGGGCAGGUAGCUCCACACCAGCUGUGCUGGCCCGCCUCACCCCUGCUCAGGGCCUACUGCCUGCUUCCCUCCCAGCGCCUUGCCUCUCUGCUCUCAGGGCACUGCUGACCCAUCUCCCACAUGCCAGCUGGGAGAAUCACACCAGAGACUAGAACUAUCUAUGCAUCUCCAGUUACCACUUAAGAGCAUGCUGAAGACAUCCCUGGUUCCACAGGACCGAGAGAAGACAUGCUGCAUGACAA